AUGAGCUCCGUCGUCUAUCUCAUGAUCCGUGAUGAUUUCUCCGUCCUAUCUUUUGGAUUUGCCGACCAAAAUGUGAUUUUAUGGUCGCCUGUGAAGUUUGGUGGACUUCGGUUGUGGGGUUAUAGCAUGGCUAUGCCGCUAAACUUCGAGUACAUACUAACAUGGUGGUGCGUUCGUGUGGGUACUCUUCCGAGGCAAGGGAAGCUCUGCCGCAGAACCGAUGGUAUGAGGCAUAGUGGUGCGUAA
Molecule: messenger RNA, 246 nt
Organism: Microthlaspi erraticum
Lineage: Eukaryota; Viridiplantae; Streptophyta; Magnoliopsida; Brassicales; Brassicaceae
Source: the annotation of a GenBank genome assembly